This is a messenger RNA of Cinara cedri, 1708 nucleotides long. NCBI's taxonomy places the organism in Eukaryota, Metazoa, Arthropoda, Insecta, Hemiptera, Aphididae. The record is from the annotation of a GenBank genome assembly.
UUAUGAAUUAAAUAUUAAUAAUAUUAAGUAUAUGUUUUGUAGUUAUUAAAUUAAUGCAAAUGUAAUUAUGUAAAUUGUAAAAUAAGUUUUAACGCCACGAACUCUCUCUGUGAUAGCAAUUUAAGUAUUUAUUUUCUUCUCUUAUCAGUCAUCAGUUAGGUUAACGUCAACAAUACAGCUGCAGUUAUUAUAGAACGAAUGCGAUUAACAAUCAGCAACAUAGGAAAGUAAGAUCAGCAUUCAUCAAUUCAGGUAUUGCAGUAUAAGCAGUUUACUAUAAUAAAGUCGUUUCUCAUUAAUAGAUUUAAUCUUAUUUUCACAUUAAUCAGUGCGAUUUUGAACUAUAAAUGUUUAUAUUGAUUGUCUAUGAUUUUUUUUUGUGAAAACAAAAUUAUUUAAUCACAACAAAUAUCAGAAAACCAUUUUAAAAGUAGGUACCUAUGUAUUUUUGUAGAAUAAAAAUAACAAUCAUGAAAUAAGUGUUACAUUAAUGUAUACAUAUAAACAGAGUUAUUAUUAUGUAUGGCAGUGUUGCUGCAUUUAAUUAAACAACAAACUGGGCUGUAUAACUUUUUUGAAGCUUUGCUUUCUAAAUUUCCUAAUAAAUUUUAAAACAGUUUUUCUUAUUUUCACAUAAACUUUAUUGUUAAUUAUAGUUCAUUUAAGCUGUUUAUCUCAUUUCAUUAAUGGUAACUUAAAGGUGACAGAAUUUUACUUCUUGAAUUAAUCUUAAAGUCGUUAAUAAAGUAAAAUAUAAUAUAGGUAUGCCAAAUUAAGUAGUUAGAAAUAUUCCAAUGAUAAUACUGUUUAAAUAUUUCUUAUUUUUUUUCUAGGCUUUUAUGAUCAUUGAACCAGAAGAUUUUAAGAAAUAACAACUUCAGAACCAUAGAAGUUGAGUAAUUGAAUAUAGUUGAAUUCAAAUUUUAAUCCAAUUUAAGAUGUCUUAUGCCAAUGCUCUUUCCAAAAACAAGAUUAAAACACCUACAAUAUUUAAAAACCUACCUAAUGAAAAAAUUUUAUUUGUGGUUGACAGCUAUGCAUUAUCUAGGUUUGAUAUAGACCUUAGUCCAACAAAUUUGGUACCAAUUUCUAGUUUGACUGUAAUUAAAAAGGCAAUCAGAUUAUUUGCAUUAGAAAAAAAUCGUUUCCAAAAUCAUUCUUUUGGAAUUUGUGUAAUAACUUCACAGUCAUUUAAUAAAGUACUUGAUUUUACAUCUAAUUUAAAUACUGUUUUUGACAAAUUAUUAUCUAUAUCAAUUCAACUUGAUAAACCAGAGGAAGUUGCUUCGUAUGAUUUUGGUCCCCUAUUAAAAUAUGUUAGGCAAAUGAGAAAUAUGCACAAAGAUAGUAUUUUUAGAGUUAUUAUGACUUAUAAUAGAGAUGAUUGUCUACCAAUCAUUGAGCAAUUUGAUAAAAUGACAUUUAAUAUUUUCUGUUCUCGGUUAUUUUUCUUUGAUAUUGUUUAUGUAUGUGAAAAUAAUAUUGAAACCGAUGAAAUGGCUCAGAAUAAUUAUGGUAAAUUGGCUUUGUUAGGUAAUCCUUGGUCUUUUAAAGUAUGUGUUCAACGAAAACCUUUCGCAAUAAUUAACGGAAUUAUGUCCUUAUUACCUCAUCCUUUUGUAAGAGGGGAACAUGCUUAAAAUUAAACUAAUUAUAUUUUUAAAAUGUUUAUUUUAACAAUUGUAAGGUUCUCAACACUCAAUCAAUA